AGUGAUAUGUUUUGAAUGAUCCUGAAAUCCAGAAUAUUUCUCACCAAUUUUCAGUAUUUAAGAUGCAGAAAAAAUGAUUCAUGGUGCACAUCAAGAGGCUAGAACAAAAUCAACAUUGUACUGUAGCCACAGAGACAGGCCUACUUGUAAGAAUUCUAGGAGCAAUUAAACACACUCAGAACUUAAAGCACUGAUUACAUGCUCUAUUUUGGCAGCUCAUAUGCAAAAAUCGUCCUGAAAGCUACACCCUCAGACAACUUCCUAUUCACAGGGUAACUCCAUGGAAUCUUUCCAAAUAUUAAAUGCAUUAGUGAAUAUAUUUUUCAAUCAUCUUUCAGACGUGUGCCCAUAUGUCCUGAUAAUUAUGUUCAUUUUUCUAGUUUUCACACUACCUGUGUCCAGGGUGUUAGAAUUGUGAGCCCUCUCUGUCCUCAAAUUUGGGCUUCUUUUAUAAUGAAAGGGUGGCACUAUGAAUAUACUCUUCAUUGAUCUCUAAAAUAUUUCCUUCUUCCACUAAUCCCAGGAGAUAUUUCUCUCCUUUUUUUCCCCCCCAAUCGAUAUCAGGCAAUAUUAACUUCUUGGCUAAAGUAGUUUGUCCAUCCAUUGCUAAUCAAAUUUUCAACAACUAUUUCUUCUUGUAUCCACAACUUCUUGUGGCUACUCAGAGAACAGCAGAAUCCAGCUACACUACUUGACUAGGAGAUAGUGAUUUUUUUGGAGGUUUAGUCUUUUAUCCAUGCCAUUUUCAGAUUAUCUGAGAUUACAGUAAUGUACUCCCUGUAGCAACAGAUCUGGAGAACUUCAUCAAGUGAAAAAUAUAAGAGCCACAUUCUUAGUGAUGCUCCUGAGGGAAGCAAGUACAACCUACAUUCUCUGAUCUGCACUGUUUCCAGUUCCUUACAAAAGCACAAUUAUGCGCUUCAGAAUAAUACCAUAAAGGAUCAUCAUUUUAAUCAGUCAUUGACAAUAGUUUGGGGACCUAAUAGAGAUUCCACUCAUUGCUGCUUUUUAUUUGGUAUCAGACAGAAUCUACAUUCAAACCAGACAGAAGGAACUGAAAGUUCAACGAGGAGCUCAUGUCAAAACCCUGCUUUGCUCCGUGAAAAAUAAACCGAACCAGAGAUAAAUGAAAAUUUCAAGAAAUAGAAGCUGCUACUAUACAAAGAAGGAAAAAACAAAGUAUCUUCAGGAUUAAUAUCCUCCCUCUGAGAUCCAUGAACAAUUACACAAUUAUUUUUCUUUAUCGAACUUUAAGGUUUGUUAAUAAUAUGCUGCCUUUGUGGAAUACAGAGAUGCUAAUGGUAAGAAGGCUAUUUAUUCAGUAUACUGAAUAGAGGAGCUACAGAAACAAUGGCUUCAAAGGUCUCGUGUUUAUAUGUUCUGACAGUAGUUUGUUGGGCAAGUGCUCUUUGGUAUUUAAGUAUAACCCGUCCUACUUCUUCCUACUCUGGCCACAGACACUUCAAUACCAUAUCGAUAGCCAGGAAAAAUGUCUCCUUUGGCAAUAUAAGAACUCGACCUAUAAAUCCACAUUCAUUUGAUUUUCUUAUAAAUGAGCCUAAUAAGUGUGAGAAGAGCAUCCCUUUUCUAGUUAUUCUGAUCAGCACAACUCACAAAGAAUUUGAUGCAAGACAAGCAAUUCGAGAGACUUGGGGAGAUGAAAACAACUUUAAAGGUAUUAAAAUUGCUACUCUCUUCCUUCUUGGGAAGAAUGCAGAUCCUGUAUUAAAUCAGAUGGUGGAGCAAGAAAGUCAAAUUUUUCAUGACAUUAUUGUGGAGGACUUCAUUGAUUCUUAUCAUAACCUUACUCUUAAAACGUUAAUGGGUAUGAGGUGGGUGGCCACAUUUUGUUCAAAAGCAAAGUAUGUUAUGAAGACAGACAGUGAUAUUUUCGUUAAUAUGGAUAACCUUAUUUAUAAACUGCUCAAACCCAACACCAAGCCAAGGAGAAGGUACUUUACUGGUUACGUCAUCAAUGGAGGACCAAUAAGGGAUGUCCGGAGCAAAUGGUACAUGCCCAGAGAUUUGUACCCUGAUAGCAAUUAUCCACCAUUCUGUUCAGGCACUGGCUACAUUUUUUCAGCAGAUGUAGCAGAAUUGAUUUACAAAACCUCCCUCCAUACCAGACUUCUUCAUCUUGAGGAUGUGUAUGUGGGACUCUGUCUUCGGAAGCUUGGCAUUCACCCUUUCCAAAACAGUGGCUUCAAUCACUGGAAGAUGGCCUACAGCUUGUGUAGGUAUCGCAGAGUGAUCACAGUGCAUCAGAUAACGCCAGAAGAAAUGCACAGAAUUUGGAAUGACAUGUCAAGCAAGAAGCAUCUCAGAUGUUAAGAUUUUUACAGAUGUAAAUACUUUUUUUAAUUUGGGCAGAAAGGAAUCGGAUGAUUUAUAGGCAAAUUAACUUUGAAGAGAGUUUUAGAAACUGAUUUUUCAUGCUUGUCUUGACUUCUGGUUUGCACACUUCAGAUUCUGUUCAUAAAGACAUUAUACAACUUAUAGAUGCCAGAGUCAAAUCUCAGAGACCUUGCUCCCUAUCACAACGUUUUAAAAAAAUCAAUUGUCAUGCCUGUGUGUAUAAAAACAAUAGUAGCUAACCAGAGCAUAAAAAUUCAUGCCCAUGGAUCUGAGAUGAGAGUUCGGCCCCAAGAAAUGAAAAAUCAUUUAAAAACCUUUAUUUCAUCCUCACAAACUAUAUGUGUCUUUUUAGAGCUCUAUUAAUAAAUAUACACACAAAUAUAACAAAUAUACCAAGUGUGUGUAUUUACAGCUUGAGUUCUAUCUUUGCACUGAUUACAUACUAUAUUGGCAUGUAAAUUUUACUGUACAGUAUGUGCAAUUAAAAAAAAGUUUAUUGCUGGCAGACAGGCAGAAUUUAAAUAAGUGAGAAUAUAACAUUGAAAAGCAAAAUACUGAAUCAAAAUACUGUAGGACUUUGAAACAACAAUACCUGCCUACAGAUAAAAUAUGUGCCCCCAAAAGGUGGCAUUUAUUUAAAACACAAAUUACACAGACUAAAAGAGCCAUAUCUAAUGGAGUCUUACCAUGAAUUAUAAUUUGUUCAUGAAACACAAGACAAAGAAAAAUUGUGCAAAAAAAUCCUAAAAAUCAAAUCAAAUCUGUAUUCAGGAUAAAGAUAAUUAAAUUCUUUAACAUUUUAUUUUCUAAAAAAGUGCAGCAUAUCUCAUUAGUACUAUUUAGUGUGUACCUCUCUUUACUAUUGUACAGUAUCAGUGAACUAGAUACAGUAUUAUCCCCAAUAAAAUUUUGAUAAAUUAUAGUGUCUGCCAUAGCAAAUAGAUAAUUUUACAGAAUAAUGAAAAAUAUCAAUACAUUAUUCCUUUCCUAUUGUGAUCCUAACUAGAACCCCGUUUACAGUCUCCACAUUACUCAAUAUAUCAUUAAAAUUAAAAAUACAACAUAUAGUACUUAAAGCAUUUUGCUUUCUUCGUGCUAAAUUCUCUUUUUUGCUGCAGUGUAAUUUUUGUAUUGCAAAAAGUGUAAUUACUCAAGAUUUAUGCCAGUGUAGCAGAGGAGAAUUUAGACCAUACCAAAAAAUGCUCAGUCAAUUCUUUCUUGGGCAACAUAAUGAAAGUAUAAAAUAGCAGCUAUGUGGAUCUCUCAAGGGGAAAAUAGAUCCUCACAGCAAAUUCAAGUCAUUCCGCCCCAAUUCAGGAAAGCAUCUCAGCUCAGGACAGCCCUUAAGCACACACUUAACUUUAAGUAUGGGAUUGAAGUCAAUAGGACUCAAGAACAUUCUUAAAAAUUAAGAACACUCUUAAGUGUUUUCCUGAAUCAGGGCCUGGCAGUUGUGCACACAGAUCUCAAGGCAGAAUUUGAUCUUCAGACUACAUAACACGUGACUACUUACAUUUUCUCCUUUAGGUGCAAAUUCCUUUCCCCAAUAGGAUUCCCUUUCUUUCCAUAGCCUCUUCUAUAGUCCAACCAGCUUCCUCAGGCUGACUCUUCUCUAAUCCUCUCUCUCAGAUCUGGGGCAUGAGAGGACAAUACACUCCAGAAGCAUAUCUCUCCAAACUUUAUGUAUACUAGUGGAGGGAGAUUACUGAAAAAUAUUUUCUGUUUAAACCAUUUAAAAAAAUGAGCUCUCACUGCCUUCACAGAAGAGUGCUUUCUCUUAAUGUUCUUGCAGGAUAUUCAUUGGAACAAACAGAUUUAAGCAAAUAAUAUGGCAUAUUCAUGUAAAUUGACUGUUCACCUUGUAAACAUGAAUAUUUGAUAUAGGUUGAACCUCUCUAGUCUAGCACCCUCAGGAUCUGACCGGUGCCAAACCAAAAAAUUUGCUGAACC
Molecule: messenger RNA, 4305 nt
Organism: Pelodiscus sinensis (Chinese soft-shelled turtle)
Lineage: Eukaryota; Metazoa; Chordata; Testudines; Trionychidae
Source: RefSeq, a predicted model, not a curated record